Messenger RNA from Rotaria socialis, 513 nucleotides. The record is from the annotation of a GenBank genome assembly. NCBI's taxonomy places the organism in Eukaryota, Metazoa, Rotifera, Eurotatoria, Philodinida, Philodinidae.
AUGACGCUUACAUUUGGUGUAAUUGAUUAUAUAAUCUAUGGUUCUUACAGUGAACAACUUCAACAGUCAAAAGUAGAAUUGAAUAAUUAUGGAGCAUUUGAUAUCCAUUUUACAUUACCUGACAAUGUUAACUUAGUCUCAUCAAUGAUUCAAUCACCGCUAGCAUAUUAUUGCUAUCCAACUGUUGACCAAUACUCUAUAGCUGGCUGUGAAGGAAAACUAUUUGUUGGUGGUUGUUUAAAUGGUGCAUAUGUCCGAUGGACAAAUUAUGGAAAGAAAGAUGAACCUGUACAAACAAAAGUCAUCGUAACAGAUAUUGAUGGAAAUUUAAUUGAUAAUAUUUUGGUUCGAUGCGACGUCAUUGGAUAUGGUAGCGAAAUAAAAGAAGAUCAAAAUGGUUUAACAAUAUUUGAAGAAAUAAAAGAUGAACAAACAUUAACAAUAGUUAGUUCAAAUAAAGGCGCGGUUAAUAUUGCUUAUACACCAAAAUUAGUUAAAGGUUUAAAUUUUUAA